Nicotiana tabacum (common tobacco) is the source of this 1077-nucleotide messenger RNA. Its product is annotated as F-box/kelch-repeat protein At3g23880-like. The record is from RefSeq and is a predicted model, not a curated record. NCBI's taxonomy places the organism in Eukaryota, Viridiplantae, Streptophyta, Magnoliopsida, Solanales, Solanaceae. Gene Ontology annotation, molecular function: protein binding.
AUGGGUCGCCAUCACAAAACUCUUGAAGUCAAGGUACGUUUAAUUCAUUCCCUAAAAAAACCUAGUCAUAUUCCUCCUCUUCAUUUUGACGUACCAUUUGGUUUGACCUCUGAAAAGACAAGAAUUGUUGGCUCCGCCAAUGGCUUAAUCUGCUUGAAUCUCGUUAACCAUAAUGGUGUCGCGAUUGUUAUAUGGAAUCCAGCCAUUAAAACAUUCAAGCCAGUUCCGAGAUCUCCAUAUGUUUCAACCCUAGGUAAACUCAGUGUAACCGAUCUAGGGUUUGGUUAUCACCCAGGGAAUGAUGACUAUAUGGUUGUUCGACUCUUGAACGUUGCUACAUCGAGGAGGAAGUAUGAGGUUGAAGUUUACACGUUGAGCACGAAUUCUUGGAGAAAAAUAGCAAGUGAUGGUCGUGUUUUGUUAGUUAUUCUUCCCUUUUGGAAACCAAUGGCUCCUGGAAUGGUCGUGGUAAAAGGUGUUAUUUAUUGGGUAGGAGUUGAAGUUAGAAAUGAAGAAAUGUGUAGUGUCGUGGUUUCUCUUGAAAUGAGCAUUGACGAGUUGAAUUUUAUUUCACCACCUAUAGAACAUCAUGGCAUUGUGGUUGACCUAAGGGAAGCAAUAACAUUAAGGCUCUUCAACUUAAACGAAUCGUUGGCUUUGAUUUAUUCUGAAAAUCUCGAAAAAGUUGAUAUAUGGAUGAAUGCAGGAUUUGAUAUAUGGAUUUUAAAUGAAAAUGAUGUUGAAAGAACUUGGAGUAGAAGGUUUAAAGUUGAACCAAGUCAAGGGUUGUUAUUAGAAGCUGGAUUUUGGGAGAAUUCUAAGGCAUUGGUAGCAGAAGAGAGGAAAGACAUGUGUUUUGAUGUAAAUCGAGAAUAUGUUUAUACAAAAGGUGAGACAAAAUUAUAUUUAUAUGAUAUUAUUAAAGGAGAUGUUGAGAUUAUUGAAAACCAUGAGCUUCGAGCCCCAUUUCAAGCUUAUAGUUAUUUGGAGAGCUUGGUGAAUGUGAAGGGAGGAGUUAAUGUUGCAAAGGAGGUUGAUUUGUCAAAGUUAUUAGAUUUUGACCCUUUACUUCUUUGA